CAUACUUCAUAGGUUAGAAUUUCAUUUUACUGUCAAAGUGUCAAAUAUCCUCCGUUAGCUCAGCAAAAAAGUGUGGAUAUUUGAUUUAAAACUGCUGUUUCUUUAAAAAUAUACAAAAGUAAGAAGCAAAGCGAUCGGAAGAAUUAUUUUCUGUGAUACUAAAGACUCUAUUAUUUUACAGCAUUUUUAACAUGCCGCAAUUUAAAGUUAAAGUUAAGUGGGGAAAGGAGACCUACCCAGAUAUUGAGGUUAAUACGGAUGAGCCUCCACUCCUAUUCAAAGCCCAAUUAUUUGCUUUGACCGGAGUUCAGCCUGAGAGGCAAAAAGUUAUGAUCAAAGGUGUUACCCUGAAAGAUUCUGAUUGGACCAAUUUUAAGUUGAAAGAUGGGGUGACAAUUUUACUGAUGGGUAGCAAAGAAGAAGAUGUUCCUAAAGAACCAGUAGAAAAAACAGUGUUUGUAGAAGAUAUGAAUGAAAGUGAACUAGCUACUGCUCUUGAGUUACCUGCAGGUUUAACAAAUUUAGGAAAUACAUGUUAUAUGAAUGCCACUGUGCAGUGUCUAAAAGCUGUCCCUGAAUUGAGAGAAGCAUUGCAAACUUUCCAAGGAGGUGUGGCAGCAGGAGGUAGCGUAGUUCCAGCACAAUCCAUCACUGCAGCACUUCGAGAUCUAUACAGUAACAUGGAUAAAGGCAACGCAGUUCCUCCCAUAGUAUUACUCCAAGUGAUGCACAUGGCUUUUCCUAGAUUCGCUGAAAAAAACGAACACGGUACUUUCUCUCAGCAGGAUGCCAACGAAUGUUGGACCGAAUUAGUAAGAAUGUUGCAACAGAAAUUGCCGGCCAAGCAAAACGGUGGAACUACCAAAGAACAGUUUAAAUCAUUUAUAGACCAAUAUUUCGGCGGUACGUUUGAUGUCGAAUUAAAAUGUGUAGAAGCCGAAGAUGAACCGGUGUCUAAGAGUAAAGAGCAAUUUUUGCAACUUAGCUGUUUUAUUUCUCAAGAUGUUCGAUAUAUGCAUUCUGGUUUGAAAAAUAAAUUACAAGAACAAAUUACAAAAAAAUCAUCAACUCUAGACAGGGAUGCUGUAUAUACAAAAACGUCUAAAAUAAGCAGAUUGCCAGCUUACUUAACGGUCCAAUUUGUUAGAUUUUAUUACAAAGAAAAAGAAUCGAUCAAUGCAAAAAUUCUUAAGGACGUAAAGUUUCCAUUGGAAUUUGAUGCAUUCGAUUUGUGUACACCACAACUGCAAGAAAAAUUAGCACCUAUGAGGGCCAAAUUUAAGGAAUAUGAAGACGCUCAAGUUGAUCAAUCAUCUAAAGAAAAGAAUAAAAACAAAGGCGAUAACAAACAUCCAAAAGAAGAUAGGAAAUUUUCUCCUUAUUGGUUCGAAGAUGAUUUAGGAAGUAAUAACAGUGGAUACUACACUCUACAAGCUGUUUUAACGCACAGGGGAAGGUCGUCGUCAAGCGGUCAUUAUGUCGGAUGGGUUAGACAGUCCGAUGACAAAUGGAUAAUGUGCGACGAUGACAACGUUUCGCCUGUCACUACAGAAGAUAUUUUGAAACUAUCCGGUGGAGGUGACUGGCACUGUGCCUACGUCCUUCUCUACGGUCCUAGAUUGUUGGAGAUCACUCCUCCUCAGGAAGAAAGCAUGGUGACCGAAUAAUUUUAUAUAAUUUCUAAGACCCGGAUGCUUUAAAUGUUAAUAACUUUGUAUUCAACUUUGGAAAAGUAAAAAAACGACCCGAUUUUUUUUAUAAAUUAAAAUAAAACAAACGUUUCUUC
Molecule: messenger RNA, 1786 nt
Organism: Psylliodes chrysocephalus
Lineage: Eukaryota; Metazoa; Arthropoda; Insecta; Coleoptera; Chrysomelidae
Source: the annotation of a GenBank genome assembly